Messenger RNA from Anopheles moucheti, 1745 nucleotides. RefSeq lists its product as uncharacterized. Gene Ontology annotation, biological process: long-chain fatty acid metabolic process; fatty-acyl-CoA biosynthetic process. Bases 1 to 1629 code for a protein of 542 amino acids. Gene Ontology annotation, molecular function: long-chain fatty acid-CoA ligase activity. The transcript is spliced from 2 exons. The record is from RefSeq and is a predicted model, not a curated record. NCBI's taxonomy places the organism in Eukaryota, Metazoa, Arthropoda, Insecta, Diptera, Culicidae.
AUGGCAUUGUGUACGUACGACGAACAGAGUCGCACCUGGUACGGCAUCCAAAAGGUGCCGAUCUACAACCCAAAAGCGAACGUUGGUGAGAUCCUCAACCAUAUCCUGGCUCGCACACCCGAUCGGAUUAUCCAGAUCGAUAUGGAUACAGAUAAUCGGAUGAGUUGUACCGAGUUCCGGACGCGAAUGAUUCGUUUCGUGCAAAACUUAACGGAUGCCGGUCUGCGCAAGGGUGACAUCGUGGCGAUGGCAAACGGAAACAGUGAGAAUGUGGCUCCGUUGGCAUGCGCGCUGAUGACAAUCGGAGCACCCUUUAAUCCGUUAGCACCGGGGUUCAACGAGGCGGAUAUGGCACACAUGUUGCGGCUUACGGAACCGAAAAUGAUAUUCUGUGACGAUAGCAAUUUCGAGGUAGUUUGCAAAGCCGCCCGUGCAGUAUUUGACAACGAGCGACCAAUCUAUGUGUUUGAGAGCUCUCGAACUAACGUGAAACAUGCGGAAGAUCUGCUUAAAUCAACUGGCCGGGAGGAGGAGUUUGUACCACCACAUCCGGGCGAUUCGCAGGAGCUGCUAUCGAUGAUACUUUGCUCGUCAGGCACUACUGGACCACCGAAAGGUGUUUGCGUGACGCACGCACAGACGAUCGCCGCGAUUGGUUCCAAUCCCGUGGCAAAACCAAUGAUAGUGUUCAACUUCAGUCCACUAUACUGGGGCACCGGCAUUUACACGCUGCUCAGUACGUUCUCAAGCGCUUCAAUACGCCUGAUCACGCGCCGCCCAUUCUCGGAGGAAACAUUCUUCGAAGCAGUGGAGAAGUACCGAGUCAACUUUGUGUUCAUGCCACCGUCGUACGCCAGUCAGGUCGUACGCCAUGAGCGUGUAACACAGGUGGACUUCUCCAGCCUACGGAUGCUAUCGUUGGGUGGAUGCUACGUUUCGGAUGCACUGCGCGAUAAGCUCGACGUACUGCUACCAAAUGGACGAACGUAUAAUUCGGUUGGUACUUCGGAAAUUGGAUGGGUCUCCGCUGAUUUCGGCAAACGGAAGCCAGGCUCGGUCGGAACGCCGGCAGUCAAUAUAGCCAUAAAGAUUGUGGACGAUGCAGGUAACGAUUUGGGGGUCGGUGAGAAGGGACAGGUAUUGAUUAAAGGAGCCGAACCGUUUAUUGGGUACUAUAAAAAUGAAGAGGCCACGCGGGCGACACUCGAAGAACGGGGAUUUGCACGCUCUGGCGAUGUGGGUUACUUCGAUGAGGAAGGAUAUUUGUACCUCAUCGAUCGGGAGAAGGACAUCUUCAAGUAUCGUAACUUCCACGUAUCACCAUCCGAUUUGGAAGCGAUUAUAGCCCAAAUUGAGGGUGUUUUGGAGGUUUGUGUCGUUGGUAUUCCAGCGGACGCUGAACGUACGACCGAGCUACCAACAGCAGCUAUCGUACGUGAAGCUGGCAGCACUCUCAGUGCCAACCAGGUGAUUGAUAUUGUCGAACGGCAGGUUUCCGACUUUAAACGACUCCGAGGUGGCGUUUAUUUUAUGGAUCAGCUGCCGAAAACACAGAGCGGAAAAAUCUUGCGUCGUACGGUUUUAGAGAAGGUGUUAAGUUUGGUGGAGGGCAGCAAUGUAGAGGCUUAAGAACGUAAGUUCUGAAAAAUAUACGCAUUAAGUUGUCGGGAAUGGGAAUGAAAAAGAUUAUCUUAAAGUAUUGUACUACGUUCGUAUAAAAAAGGCAAUAAAUCGUAAUUUGAUUA